UGUGUCGCAUGCGGACAUUUUUAGCGAGCAGAUUUCUUAUCCCUGCGAGAACAGGGAAUGGCUUCCAGUGCUCCACGAUCCCGGGAGCACAAACGUUGCAUCCAUUGUAAAAGGUAGGCAACCAUGAAAUCUAUAAAGCCGAUUUGGCAGGAGAAGCUGCUGUUGGUGCCAAGAUUUGGUUACUGACCCACAGUUUCCUGUUUGGAAAUCUAUUAAUUGAUUCGCAAAGAGCAUCUUUUUGGAAAACAAGGAUUCAGACAGGCUGGCACAGGCUGGAGCUCCGCCAAGACUGCUCGGGAAGGUUGCCAUGCUGGGAGCGAGCGAGCGAGAGAGCGAGAGAGCGAGCGAGGCGAGGGAAGAAAAAAAGGCAAGACUUGGCACGGCUCAGUCAAAUCAGCUUCUUUUGUCUGCUGUCUCGGCUUGAGCUUCGCGAAAGAAAACCGUCCUGGGGUACAGAAAAACUCACAACUUUUUUUUUUGGUUUUCAAACUUCCGUCGCUUUUUAAGUCUCUUGGGCUCUUGGGAAGUGGUGGUGACAUUAAAUGACGUCCAGUUAGCAGUGAGCAGAGAAAUAAAAGCUUUUAAUGGAGCCUCCACAAUGUCAGUUUGUACAUAUGGGAAAUACGAUAUUUGGUGAUUUUUUAUUUUUUUUUUUCCCUAUGUCUGAUUAAACUGUAAGGGAGCCGAGUAACUUGGAAGAUUGCAGAGGGAAUGUGUAAAUAAAAGGGAGAAUUUUCAUUUUUUUGCAGCAAAACAAAAACUUUUCAUCGACACAAACAUGCUUUAAAACCGAACCUGACCUCCUUCGGAAUACGUUCGGAACGGGAAUUCCGGCGUUUCUCUCGAAAGAAACGAACUUUUAAUGGAACCUCCUUAAAGAUUUCAUCUGACCCAGCAGUGAAGUAAGAGUAGAGAGAAAGUUGUGACUUCAAUAGAAAAGUGAGUACGUUCUUAAAGCCACAACGUUUGUUUUUGCUGCUUGGUGCUGUCCUGGCUCCAUGUCCCAGCCUUUGGGGACAAACCUGAAGACCCAGCAGGACACGCUGAAGACACCCAGGCUGUGCCUGAAGGGCAAAAUCACAGCAUGGUUAUUCUGCUCCUGCUCUCAAACAUUCCCUUCAGUGCAUCUUCCUAGAGAGCCUCUGGAAUCGCUGAAUUUUCUACUUUUAGAAGCAACAAGAGAUGGAAAAAUAUCAGCUGCUGCCAAGUGAGGGAUGUUUGAAGAUGACACGGUUGAUGGCACUGGAUACGGAAACUUCAGUUUGUAGUUACAGGACCUGUUUGCUGCAAACAGUGAAAAAAAAUCUGCUCUUUUCUCAGGAAUUAAAAGAAAAUGGACUAAAAAAAUCAGUGAUGGCUGAAGUUUGGACGCUUUACCAUUUCAAGAAAAUGAAGGACCUAAAAGUCCAUUGUUUUCUCCAAAGGUGCCUGGUUUUUCAGGGAGAGAGGUACCUGCCUUCUGAUUUCCUGGGAGCAAAUAUGAUCACACUGCCUAUUAGGCCUGGAUGUGCUGGGAUUAUCCUCCUGCUGCUGUGACAAUCAGCAUUAUUAUUUCAGGGAGUAACUGUAAACCGUAGAUUUUUAUGGAUCGGCUUCGCUUGGAAUAAACAUCAUGUCAAUGGGAACAGAAUGGUUGAACCUUUCCCAGAGGGAACACAGAUGGCUCUGUUUGGUAUGGGGUGUUUCUGGGGAGCUGAGAGGAAGUUCUGGAGGCAGAAAGGAGUGUAUUCCACUCAAGUGGGUUAUGCCGGAGGACAUACCCCAAACCCUACCUACAAGGAGGUGUGCUCAGGCAGAACUGGGCACGCCGAGGCCGUCCGGGUGGUGUUUGAGCCACAAAACAUCAGCUUUGAGCAACUGCUCAAGGUCUUCUGGGAGAAUCAUGACCCGACACAAGGGAUGCGGCAGGGGAACGACGUCGGCACUCAGUACCGCUCGGCCAUCUACACCUAUUCCCAGGAACAGAUGGCAGCUGCCCUGAGAUCCAAGGAAGAAUAUCAGAAGGUGCUGAAGGAGGAAGGCUUUGGCCCCAUCACCACGGAGAUCCGGGAGGCGCCUGAGUUUUAUUACGCUGAGGAAUAUCACCAGCAGUACCUCAGCAAGAACCCUGGAGGGUACUGUGGCCUGGGAGGGACGGGGGUCUCCUGCCCCAUGGGCGUCAGGAAAUAGCCUGGGCUUGCUCCACCACCUCCUCUUCAUGGUAGGGAGCUUGGGAAGAAAAAGACCAGGAACCCUGAUGGAUGUUCCUGCAGCAUCUGUGGAUAAAGAUUUGGGAAUCUGCUGGGGAGGCUUUCCAUAAUUAUAAGUUUUCAAAAGCCAAAGUAGAGGCAGGAAUUGCUCCCAUUCUUGCUCUGUGCAGCUCCCGGGGUUUCCUUGUCAUCUGGAAAGGUGGAAAGAGAUCCAAACUUCUGAAGUUUGGCUUGAAAUGCUGUUAAAAGGGGGAAUUAGGAGGUGGUUGCACCCGUAGCUGCUUUGCAUUUCCAAUGCCUUUGGAAUUUUUGAUUUUUUUUGGGGUUAAUUAAUUUCCUGGUGUUCCCAGAGCUUUGAUUUCUGGAGAUGUGGUUGGGUUCCUUACCUGGAAUGUGAUGUCUUUGGGAAUGUCACAACCCUGGAAUGUGAUGUCUUUGGGAAUGAGGAAUUGAUCAGAUCAGUGAUUCUCCCACCACAACUCCACUCUCACAGCAUUUAGUACCAUCUGUAGUGCCUAUUUUCUGAAAUUAUUUUAGCCAUAAAAAAUAAAAUUGUAAUAUGACGCUUCUUUUUGACAGUUCCAAGUGAAUAAACACAAAAAGAAUUCAGUUUUGUUUCCUGCUCUGCAAUAAAUGACAGAACAAGAAAA
Messenger RNA from Melospiza georgiana, 2839 nucleotides. RefSeq names its product methionine sulfoxide reductase A (gene MSRA). Gene Ontology annotation, cellular component: cytoplasm. NCBI's taxonomy places the organism in Eukaryota, Metazoa, Chordata, Aves, Passeriformes, Passerellidae. The record is from RefSeq and is a predicted model, not a curated record. The transcript has 6 exons. Gene Ontology annotation, biological process: cellular response to oxidative stress. The coding region runs from base 1630 to 2169 and encodes 179 amino acids. Gene Ontology annotation, molecular function: peptide-methionine (S)-S-oxide reductase activity.